Molecule: messenger RNA, 941 nt
Organism: Talaromyces stipitatus ATCC 10500
Lineage: Eukaryota; Fungi; Ascomycota; Eurotiomycetes; Eurotiales; Trichocomaceae
Product: nitrilase, putative
Exons: 5
Coding region: 114-941 (275 amino acids)
Molecular function (GO): hydrolase activity, acting on carbon-nitrogen (but not peptide) bonds, in linear amides
Source: RefSeq, a predicted model, not a curated record
AGGAGCAACUACUUCAUCUCCCUUAGACGUAUCUAUAGAGCUUUGCUGAUGCUACUCAUACAUCCUUUAUUCUCUAAAAUACACUGUCUCGCUGAAUUUUGAAUAGCAUCGAAAUGGUAAAAAUUGCUGUAGGGCAACUAUGUUCAACGGCGAGCAUGGCACACAACCUCGCUCAAUGCCAGACAUUAGUUAAAAAGGCGAUAGCUGCAGGUGCCAAGGCACUAUUUCUUCCCGAAGCCACCGACUAUAUUGCCUCUUCGAGCGCCGAGAGCGUGUCAUUAGUGCGCUCUGUACAGCAAAGUGAAUUUGUUCUUGGUCUUCAAAAGGAAGCCAAGAAUGCAAGAUUACCAAUUAAUGUGGGCAUCCAUGAACCUGCUCAAGGUGGAAUCAAGGUGAAGAAUACCUUGAUAUGGAUUGAUGAGCAUGGUGAGAUUGUGCAACGGUAUCAGAAAAUACAUCUCUUUGAUGUUGAAAUCAAAGGUGGCCCAGUACUCAAAGAAAGCGCGAGCGUUGAGGCAGGUACCCAAAUCCUUCCACCAUUCGAUACUCCUGUAGGACGAGUUGGUCUUGCUAUCUGCUUUGAUCUACGAUUUCCGGAGAUCUCCAUAGCUCUAAAGCGCCAGAAUGCGCAACUUAUAACAUUCCCAUCAGCCUUCACUGUACCUACGGGACAGGCGCACUGGGAAGCUCUUCUCCGUGCUCGUGCUAUUGAGACACAGUCAUAUGUGGUUGCUGCGGCACAGGUGGGAUCGCAUAACGAGAAACGGAGAAGCUAUGGACAUUCAAUGAUAGUCGAUCCAUGGGGACAAGUCGUUGCAAAGUUGGGAGGGGAUUCCAAGGAGCCCGAAAUUGCGACUGCCGAUGUGGAUUUUGACCUUAUUGAUAAGAUACGGAAAGAGAUGCCUUUACUUCGCCGUACGGAUGUCUAUCCUGUGAUAUGA